AUGACUGGAAUCUGGGUGGCUGUUUAUGAUCUUGCAAGUUGUGAUGGAGCUUUGAGAAAGGAAGACAAUUUUGUGAGAGGCCGCAGAAGACGAGAGGAAGGGGCCGAGGAGCAGCAACAAGAAGAGGAGUUUGUAAAAGAGAGUAUGGAUUUUGUUGAAGGCGGUGGCGGGUUAGAGGUGAAGAUAGUUCGAACGAAGGAGGAGUUGCAGUGGCUAAUGAUUCACCUGAAGAGCAAUGUAGGGAAAAGAUUAGAGGAUGUUUUGGCUGAAAUUGGGAGAGGAAGAGGGAAAGUUGAAGCUUGGAAACCUUAUCUGGAGAGUAUCAUGGAGGGCCCUGAAACACUUGAGAUUGAUAGAUGA
Messenger RNA from Mangifera indica (mango), 360 nucleotides. RefSeq lists its product as uncharacterized. NCBI's taxonomy places the organism in Eukaryota, Viridiplantae, Streptophyta, Magnoliopsida, Sapindales, Anacardiaceae. The transcript is spliced from 3 exons. Bases 1 to 360 code for a protein of 119 amino acids. The record is from RefSeq and is a predicted model, not a curated record.